UACUGACUGACAGCCACAACGAUGAUUUAAAUACACACCAACCUAACAACAUCACACACACACCUCCAUUGGCUCACGAGGAGGAAGAUACAACACAUUGGCCCCGCCCCUUCACACUGUCUUUGGACCAACAAAAAAAAAAAAAAAAACAGCCGCUUAGUCACGAUAGGACGAGGAGAUGCGUUGUCCGAUGAUGUUGACCCUGCAGGCGGUGUGUGUGUGUGUGAGUGUGUGUGUGGCCAUGCAGCAAUACCCAGCUGCCUGGGGCCAUUAUGACGUGUGUAAAAGUCAGAUCUACACAGAAGAAGGGUUAACGUGGGACUACAUGGCCUGUCAACCAGAAGCUACAGUCCUAACCAAGUACCUGACCGUCAGCCUGGACCCACCCAAUAUCACCUGUGGAGACCCACCUGAGACAUACUGCACACUGGAAAACCCUUACAUGUGCAACAACGAGUGUGACUCCUCCACAGAUGAACUAGCCCACCCUUCGGAGCUCAUGUUCGACUUCGAGGGCCGCAACCCAACAACCUUCUGGCAGUCCAGUUCCUGGAAGAAGUACCCCAAACCCCUGGAGGUCAACAUCACGCUGUCCUGGAACAAAACUAUCGAGCUGACGGACGACAUCGUCCUCACCUUUGAGUCCGGCCGCCCCGAGCAGAUGCUUCUGGAGAAAUCGCUAGACUACGGUAAAACCUGGACCCCUUACCAGUUUUACGCUACCGACUGCCUCGACGCAUUUACCAUGGACCCCAAGACGGUCAACGAGCUGACCCAGCGAACCCUCCUCGACAUUAUCUGUACUGAGGACUACUCCCGAGGCUACGUGUGGAAGUACGAUAAAACAGUCCGCUUCGAGAUCAAGGACCGGUUCGCGCUGUUCGCCGGGCUGCAGUUGUACAACAUGGCGUCGCUCUACGGUCAACUGGACACCACCAGGAACCUACGGGACUUCUUCACUGUGACGGACCUCAGGAUACGGCUGCUGAAACCGGCCACCGGGUCCACCAUGGUGGAUGAAAACAACUUGUCCCGAUACUUCUACGCCAUCUCUGACAUCAAGGUGCAGGGAAGGUGA
Messenger RNA from Oncorhynchus nerka (sockeye salmon), 1078 nucleotides. Its product is annotated as netrin-G1-like. The record is from RefSeq and is a predicted model, not a curated record. Gene Ontology annotation, cellular component: basement membrane. Lineage: Eukaryota; Metazoa; Chordata; Actinopteri; Salmoniformes; Salmonidae. Gene Ontology annotation, biological process: animal organ morphogenesis; tissue development; substrate adhesion-dependent cell spreading. Bases 179 to 1078 code for a protein of 299 amino acids. The transcript is spliced from 2 exons.